Molecule: messenger RNA, 451 nt
Organism: Protopolystoma xenopodis
Lineage: Eukaryota; Metazoa; Platyhelminthes; Monogenea; Polystomatidea; Polystomatidae
Source: the annotation of a GenBank genome assembly
GUUUCGUAUAAAAGUAUUCCACCCGUAUGGAGAAUCCACUCUUCGGGGCGGAGCAAAUCCUACCCAUUCCGCACGCCCACAAGACUCUGACUCACUUACACUGACAGUUCAAGAUAUUCGUUUGAAUAUAUCUCGGGUUGUGCAGAGAAGUCUUCGUCAAGUCGGACUCUCUAACUCCUCUGCUUCAACUGAAUCUGACCCUGGCCCUCUUGUAAAUAUUGAUAGUGAAGGCUGUUUUGAAAUGCCAUCCGUCAACGAUUCUGGUGCUCGGAAUGAAGAAGACAGAAGCCGUGCCAAUUUUCAAUCUAGCCUCGCUGAUAACACCGCUACCUUCUCAGUCAGGACUACAAACACUUCGAACCAGACAGCUCCUAAUUUUGCCCAUUUAAAUGGCCUUUCGGGUUUGGACAAUUUAGCUCUGCACAAUGAAUUUCGUUUCUCUGGUGAUUGA